Molecule: messenger RNA, 2153 nt
Organism: Nelumbo nucifera (sacred lotus)
Lineage: Eukaryota; Viridiplantae; Streptophyta; Magnoliopsida; Proteales; Nelumbonaceae
Product: Thioredoxin superfamily protein
Biological process (GO): cell redox homeostasis
Source: RefSeq, a predicted model, not a curated record
GAGAAACUGGUUGUCCAGGUGAGAUUACCAGCACAAGAAAAAAGGCGCACAUCGGCACAUGACGGGAAUUCCUCCGAAACAUCCUCUGUUCUGCUUGAAAUGGCCAUGGGACAUCCAUCCCCAGAACCCUAAAAGCCCUAACACAUGUAACUUGGACGUUCCUUGGCUCUUCAACUCACUGCAAAACCUUGGGUCUCUCGCCAUCAAUCUGUUCCAUUCAGCUUCCAGAAGCAUAUAUCCCUCGCUCAGUUCCUUCAAGCCCAACCAGUUAGAUGUCGGGAUCAAUGAGAAUAAGACCAGCUCAACGCCGACGGCAAGGAAGAAGGUACUAUCUCCCGAAGAACAAGGAGAAGCGGAACAUCGUGCCCUAGCUUUGGCGCUAGUAAGUGGGAAAGAGGCGACAGUUAUUGAAUUCUACUCCUCCAAGUGCAGGCUCUGCAAUUCUUUGCUUAAUCUUGUUAUGGAGAUGGAGAAGAAAAAUUCAGAUUGGCUCAACAUCGUCAUGGCGGACGCCGAGAAUGAGAAAUGGUUACCUGAGGCUAUACUGUUCAUAAUUGGUAAUCCCUUGUUACUGAGAAUGAUAAGAAACUACUUAUCUUUUGUGAGUACAGAAUAGAAAAGGUCUUGGAUUAACAACUAGUAUUUUCAUUUGAUUCCAAUACUAUGUCAAUUUUUUGUACUUCAAUUUCACUUAAUUGUAUGUUGUUCUGUUUUGUUUUCUGGCGUUGAAAUAAAGAAAUAUGUUACAAAAUCCUGCUGAUUUUUUUUUUUUGUAUUGAUAAAAAAAAUCUGAUGAUUUUGAAAAUACUGGACAUUUUCAAAGUACAGAAGGAGGAAUAAUUGCACACCUGUUCAUGACUCAUCUUGCUGAUCCCACACACUUAUUUGCAUACCCAAGGAGUGCAAACAUUUUAUCAUUCAAGUACCAUGUGUCAGUUACCAUACAUAGUAUUAACAUUUCGGGAUUUUCAUUUGCUAAUAGUGUUGGCAUAUAUAACUCAAUAAACAUUCAUGAAGCACUGUCAUGGGUAAUUUUAACAUUUCAGGAUUCUCAUGAUGUCAACUGUAAUUUUGACUUACUGAAAUACGAACUUUGUUCAAAUGGCUCCAACUGACUACACUUGCAACCAUUGUUAAUAGCACUGUCAAGUCCAAUUAAUGACCACACGACACACAUACAGAGAUGCAUAUGCAUAUAGAUAGACACUAGGCUGAUGAUGAACAACAGCUAACAGGUUAAACACUUGACAGUUUAUACUUGAUUAUGCAAUGAGAAAAUCAUAAGUUCCAUCUACCAUUUUUUGAACAGGUGUUUUCUUUUAGUGCCUUCCUCUCUUGUCAUUAUGUACUGGUCCCUUUGGAGCCUAUCCUGUUAAGACAAUUUGAACCAUUUUUUCUAAAGAAGGGUAAAAAUUCUUAUUAUGGUUCUGGUCUGUAGCCACAGGGGAUCUAGACUGUAGGUUAAAUUUGAAUGUUAAAAUAGCAGUAUAGGCAUCUUGCAAGGGCUGAAGUUGAUUUAGUUUUCAUAGGUAUUAGAACAAAGUAGGCUUUGCAAGUGGAGGUUGGGUUUGUCCUAUAGAUGCCCUAGAGAAAAUUUGGUGAUUUGCUAGAAAUGUUUCAAGGCCUAUGUGAAGAUUAGACACUUGGACCGACUGACCCAGGAACUACCUCAUAGGUAGGCUUGGUGUCUGACUUGGAAAUGCAAUAAAUACCAGAUACAAUUGAUGCAGACAGGUUAGAGUGCUGCACCCUUCAAUCAGGGAAGUCUGGAAUGAACUAAUCAUAUCAUUAUUUUUGUUCGGGGUGAGGGAUGAACGUACUUCUAUGAGACUGAGGGUGAAUAGUAACUGAUAUUGGUUAUUCCCUCUGUUGUCAGUGUUUGAGUCAUCAGCAGUAAGUGACAAAAUAAGAUGAUGUGAUGCUGAUAUAAUUGCACAAUUUGCCUGACACAAAUCACAUAACUUGUCUGGUAUAGUUGCAUGUAAGCUGAUAAAGUACAAUGGCAAGGAUUAUCUCUUUUUUGAAGCUGUAUGUUUACCAUUAGCCCAGGCGUGCGCCUUUUGAAAAUUUGACGGUUUUCCUUUUUUUGAGUCUAGUGGCCGGGCCGGGGGCUACACCCUCGGACCCCCGUACCCUCGUGCCACGCCCCUCGA